GGAAGGUUUCAUAGUCCACUAUUCACAACUGAGUAUACGUUUGUUUGUAGGCAGGCAUUCUCUAAGAUAUUUUCAUGGAUUUCAUAUCAAAUCUUGGUCCUGGUGCCCUGAUCAGGUCUGUCUCAAAUGUGAGCUCUGAAAUUACACGUAGAGUGAAAACGGCCUCAGCACCACCUCAGAGGCCUUUCCGAAUCUGUAGCCAUGAUCGAAGUGUACGUAAAGGACUCACGGCUGGAACCCUGAGGGAGCUCAUUGCAAAGGCAAUGGAUGCUCUUUUCCUAUCGGGUAUUGUGUCUUUAGUACUAGAGGAUGAUGGGACAAUACUCGAUACCGAGGAUUUUUUUGACACCAUUGAAGAUGGUUCAGUGAUCAUGGUCUUGGAGAAGGGACAAAAAUGGACCCCCAAAAAGGGGGUCUUAGCUUACUCACUACAACAGGAAAAGCCCAAAAAUAGUAGAGACAUUGCUCGAAUCACCUUCGAUAUAUACAAGCUCAACCCACGUGAUCUUUUUGGCAGUCUGAAUAUAAAAGCUACAUUCUAUGGGUUAUACUCAAUGAGCUGUGACUUCCAGUGUUUGGGCCCAAAGAAAGUGCUCAGGGAAUUUAUAAAGUUAUUGUCUACAGCUCUGAAUGGCUUGGGGCGCGUACUGCUUUCAGCCUCUGGAGUUUUAAGACGUCUACUGGAGGGAGCAGAAUAUUGGCACCAAAACCGAAUUUGCGAAUAUGAGGGCUGACUAUAUUUUAUGACUUUUUUUUAACAAUCGUAUUGACCUUUCUCCUUCCAUGGCGAACGAUCUGUUCAAUUAAUUUAAAGAGUGUUUUUAACAUUUAAAUUCUUCUACAAAAGGGAAAUCGUAAUGAAGGAAAAAUAGUCAACAGUACGGCUCUAAAGCAAAGGUGACAAACCAGUGAAAAUUUUUAUUACCCUAUACAAGUAUUAGUUCUGCUGAAUGAACAGGUUUACAAAUAUAUAAAUACAUUUGGUUUGGAUUUUUUUUUUUUUUUUUUAAAUCUUCAUAUUUAUAGGAUGAAGUGGAACUGGCUAUUAAAGAAAAUAUAUUCAAGCACAAAAUUAUACUUUACUUGCAAUAAAUCCAAACCUAUCUGUAUGUCAUGUUUCAUUUGUCCUUUUCCCUUAUAAAUGAUAGCUUACUGGCUAAGUUUUUAAACCUGUUUCAGAUUGUUUGUAUCUUU
Pelobates fuscus (common spadefoot toad) is the source of this 1194-nucleotide messenger RNA. RefSeq names its product cell death inducing DFFA like effector b (gene CIDEB). Lineage: Eukaryota; Metazoa; Chordata; Amphibia; Anura; Pelobatidae. Gene Ontology annotation, biological process: apoptotic process; regulation of apoptotic process. The coding region runs from base 75 to 734 and encodes 219 amino acids. The record is from RefSeq and is a predicted model, not a curated record. The transcript has 5 exons.